GCAGAGGCUUCUUGCUCAGCUCAGUUAUACAUGCACGCUGGUAGCGACUGGACCAGACUCCACAGCCCUCCCUGUAUCUCUGUGACUCUGUGACCGGAACAGAUAGGACCGCACCGGAUCGCACCGAACCGAGCCGGAGCAAGGCGACCUGGAACGCGCUCCCUACAGUGCCGCGCGUGUGUGAUGUGAAUUGUUUGUACGUAUCCGCAGUGACACUUGGACUUCGCGAUGUUGUUGGUGUCGAGCACGAGGUGGCUGCUGCUGGUGGCGGCGAUGGCCGCGCUCGCGAGAGCACACCCCGCGCUGCCGCAGGAAGAACUAGCCGUGCUGGAACACGACCUAGAAGAGGACCUUCAGGACCUGGAGGAUGCCCGCGCCGUCGACGAAGCCUACGAGCGACUCUACGACAACGCCCUGUUCCUGGACCUUGCCGAUGACUCCACAGCCGCCAAGGAACCGGCACCGGCGAACCUCCCUAUGGACGACUACGACGGCGAGAUGCCUCAGGGCGACCAGCCCAUGCCCGACGCGCAGCCCGACGACGCCGACGACGCCCAGAACGCCUCCACGAGGGCGGCGUCACCAGCGCCCGCCGGUUCGGACCGCCCGGACGACACCAAGGAGGCCGCCCCCGCGACGUCGCCGUCGACGCCAUCCGGGCCGCAGGCACACGCCGCCAGCCGCAAGUCCGAGCGUGAAAGCGUUGAGAGCCCAACCGUGGAGAGAGACAGGGAGCUCCGCCUGCAGCACAUCAAGAGCCAGGUGCUGCAGUACCUCGGCCUGCCCCCCGACGGCCAGCACCCACUCAGCAACAUGUCGUCCAACCGCCAGCAGCUGUCCGUGCUCCGCGUCGUCGGCCAGAUGAACCUGCCCAACGUGCCGCCCCAGGACAUCAUCGCCGAGAAGGUCACCAGCCACUACCCCGCCUGCGCUCUGCCUCGCAACACGGACGAAGCUCUGUGGUCCGAGGGCAGGUCCAUGCGGCUGCUGUUCGAGCUACCCAACCACCCUCCGCCGGCCGGGACGUCCGCCAACGUGGUGCAGGCCACGCUGCGGCUGUUCAAGGUGUCUCAGGGCGGCUCCGCGGCCCACCCGCACAAAGGCCCCAUCUGCAUGCCCUCCGUGGCCACCACGGCCGCGGCCGCCGCCGCCGCGUUCGCCAGCACCCACGCCAACACCGAGGACGACGACGGCGUGCUUGACGGCGACGGCCUCGGCGGCCACGCCCCCGUGCCGCUGCACGCGCUGCUGGGCAUGGCGCAGGCCGACGACCGGCAGGUGCGCGUCUCCGUGUACUGGUACACGCGCUCGCUCAAGAAGAACAAGAACGGGGUGGUGGUGGAGAAGCGCAAGCUGCUGGACUCCCGGAUGCUGGCGGUGCACGGCUCGGCCUGGACCGAGUGGAACGUGCGCACGGCCGUCAAGGUGUGGCGCGAAUCGGGCCGCAACUUUGGGCUGGUCGUCGAGGUCGAGGACGAGGACGGCACCCGCCUGGACGCGCACCAGUUCUUCAACGGCAUGAACUGCACGCAAGAGGCAUCCAACGCCAGACCCAUCCCCAGCUUCCUCCUCGACCGACUCAACCACAGCAGUGCCUCUGGAUACAGAGAGCCCGGAGGAGCUGCCUCCGGAGCGUACGCCCACGCUUUCAACCAGAACCUGUUCCCCGUGAUCGACCUGUGCACCGUGGAGACGACGGACAGCAGCGGCGGCGGCGCCUUGUCCUCAUCCGGCUACGACUUCGGCGUCCUCGGCCUCGGCAGGCAGUCCAAGCAGGCCACUAAGCACAAGCCGUCGGCACCGGCGCGGGCAGAGAGCCGCGGCCACAAGCACCGCCACCAGCACCAGGACGACGUCAAGGAGGCCGACGAGGAAGCGGAGCCCGUCGCGAGGAGGUGGCCCCGCGCCAGGGCCGGCCAGGACGACCGCACCCUGCACCAGAGGAUCGUGUUGGCGGCCAGCGCGGCCAGGCAGCAGCACGCCGGCAAGGACAGGUAGAGCGGGACGACCUGCACCACGUCGCCGACGACCGACGACGAGGCCCCACCGCAUCCAUCAGUAUUCUCUGUCGUUCCUGUCGCCUGCAUUCCAGCCUUGGUGAGCAGUUCCUGGGCACCAAGUGGUGCGGAGUACGAAGUGUGCCCCGCCACCCGCCGCCGCACAGGCUGCGGAGCUGCAGCCAGCGUGCCAUACACGGUGCCACAGCGCGGUCCGCGGCCCUCAACCCGCCUCGCGCCUAGUACAAGUUUUGAGGUGUAUUUAUUCGCUCGAGGAAGGGGAGAGCAUGUGUAGUUUGUAAGGCCGUACAAAAGACUGUCCGUGUAAAUUGUUCCGCUUAGUGUUACAGCUACGAGUUCUGAUAAACGUCUAGUCUUUACACCCUUCUUGCUGGAACUUUUCUUUAGGAAAGUUUUAGGCAAGAAUGGGACACUAGUUUUUAUUGUAAUUGAGUUUAAGUCGACGGCCUCCUGGCGUUAGGAAUGUAAGUUAGUUUACUACGCCCUACAUCACCGACUCCUAAUAUUGGUACUAAUAUAUCCAAUUUUGAUACAUUUGUUGUUUAUUGAAUCUUUUCGCCGAGCUGCGUGGUUAUCGUCCAAUUGGCUACAGCGUUCCAAAGUUUUUGUUUUGUGCCGUAAAGAACAGUCAAAAUUUACUCGAAAGACGGCGUUGUGUCACAAUUUUCUAUUUUAUUUUAAAGUAAAAUGUUCCAACUUUUGGCACUUCUGUCAAAAUGUUGAAGCACUCCCAGGGCCUUUGCGCCCCUUGAUCUACAUCACGCAUUCCGUUUUUGCUGCUACUUCCUCCUUAUAUUGAGUGUUACCAACAAACCUUAAGUAAGGUGUUGUGGUUUGGUCCGCUGCAGCCCAGUAGAGACAACGUAGUUGUAAGUGUAACGCUGUAACGCGCGCACGUGUAAAUACUCACUUAAAAAUCGCGUAGUGAAGAAAAUGUCUCAUUAAUCAGCUUCUAUCCAAAAAUAUCAUUAGUUAAUUUAUAAUACAUCGUACUAUUUAUCAUAAUUCUCCAUAUCACUCUUUUAUUUAUUUAUAUUAAGUCCUAGUUUGAUCAGAAACGUACCAUAAACUUGUUUGACUACUUAACGGUCUGUUGUUUGUAUAAUAAAUUUAUGGAUUAUUUUUAAAACUUUUUAUCCUCUGGAUGGUUUUGAAUGUGCUGACCUGGUCUGUGGGUUUGUAAAGAGACAAAACUUUUGGGUACGAAUUCAGCAUUUGGAUUACAUUUUGACGACCUACAUCUAAGACCUCGAAAUAAGUAUUAAUGUGUGUCGUGAUUACGAGUGACGAAACGUUCUGAAACGAAACUGUGUAAAUAAUGUACACUAAACACAAAAGUAAAUGUAUUUCUUUUAGAAA
Molecule: messenger RNA, 3377 nt
Organism: Thrips palmi
Lineage: Eukaryota; Metazoa; Arthropoda; Insecta; Thysanoptera; Thripidae
Exons: 6
Coding region: 229-1998 (589 amino acids)
Source: RefSeq, a predicted model, not a curated record